GCUGACUGCAAAUCAAUGAAGCCAGUCAAACGGGGCUGGGCAAUCGAAGUUGGGACAAUUUACGGAGGUUUCUGUUGCCGGAUAGUCGACGACAACAAGGAUAUGUAUACAGCUAAUAUGUAUAGCAUUUCAUUUCUGUGUCCAUUAUCGGAGUAAGGAGGAUUUCGAUGUCAAAAACAUUUCUACUUAUACGAGGAGUUUGAUAUAUUUCGCUUGAAAAUUGUAGCUUAACUAAAGAAAAACAGCCCCUAUUCGAACUGAGGAUGAUUUUUGCCAAUACUGGAAACCCACUAAGGACUCCGUAUCGCAAACAGCCACUUGUUGCCCCGUCGUCCCACCCCAUGGCUCCCCCCAGCCCGAGCAGCAGCAGCAGCAGCACUGCAGGCUGGGACCAGCUCAGCAAAACCAACCUCUACAUCCGAGGCUUGUCCCCCUCUACCACAGACCAUGACCUGGUCAAGCUCUGUCAGCCGUAUGGCAAAAUUGUGUCAACAAAGGCCAUCCUGGACAAGACUACAAACAAAUGUAAAGGAUAUGGCUUUGUGGACUUUGACAACCCCACUGCAGCUCAGAAAGCUGUGGCUGCCCUGAAGACCACUGGUGUCCAAGCUCAGAUGGCAAAGCAACAAGAACAAGACCCGACAAACCUUUACAUCUCCAACUUGCCCAUGUCCAUGGAUGAGCAGGAACUGGAGAACAUGUUGAAGCACUUCGGCCAGGUCAUAUCCACGCGCAUCCUGAGGGACUCCAGUGGACGCAGCAGAGGGGUGGGCUUUGCAAGGAUGGAGUCAACUGAAAAAUGUGAUGCAGUCAUUUCUCACUUCAAUGGAAAGUUUAUUAAAACACCUGCAGGUGUUCCAGUAUCAUCUGAACCUUUGCUGUGCAAGUUUGCUGAUGGUGGACAGAAAAAGCGUCAAAAUCAGAAUAGAUUUGUCCUGAAUGGUCGUGGCUGGGGAAGAGACGGUGACUCUAGACUGGCUGGAAUGACACUCACAUAUGAUCCCAGUGCAGCUGCUUUGCAAAAUGGAUUUUUCCAACAAGCAUACAGUAUUUCAAACAGGAUGAUUGCUCAAUCCAUGUCUCCUUACAUGUCUCCUGUUUCAGCAUACCAGAUGCAGAACCCAUCCUGGAUGGCUCAUCAACCCUACAUCUUGCCCCACCCUGGUACUGUGUUAUCGCCCUCUAUGGACCCAUCUAUGUCACUACAGCCUACUUCCAUGAUGGCCCCUCUUGCACAGCAGAUGAGUCACCUCUCGAUGGGCAACGCAGGAACGUUCAUGGCGGCUAACUCAGCUAUGCAAGGAGCAUAUAUUCCACAGUAUGCACACAUGCAGACAUCAAAUGUUCCUUUAGAGGUACGUGCAACAACAUCACUGCAGCCUGAUGAAUGAAAAUGGUGCACAGUCACAAGUGGACUCUUCCGGCAAUCAUUCCCCAUAUUCCUACCAACAAACCAAGUAGUUCUGAGGUAACAUUUGGAACAACAGCUGAAACAAUCAUGUCUACGGAUGCUGAGGAUCUUUUCACUGUUUUGCACAGGUUCUGCAAAUGUUUAAGUGAGACUAUUUUUGGUAUCAUGUUCAGAGAGAAUAUCUGACUUCAUCAAUAUAUAUAAAAAAAAAUGUUUUGAAAAAGUUUUAUUUUCAUACUAGAAAACGUUUAUUUUUUACCGAGGAUUGCCACAGGAUACACAGAAGAAUCAUGGGACUAGUUGUUCAAGGUGCAUGAUAGUAAAUAUGUUUUUGUUGAUAUUUCCAGACUUCUUUUUUGACAUUUUGAAAAUGAUGUUUUGUGCUUGCUGUGUGAGUGUUGCUCUGGUGAAGUGUUACGUGUUGUUUUCUUGUAAAGUGAUUUCUCGUAGUGCUUUAGAUUGAUCUUGCUGUCGGAUUCAAAUUCGCCUUCAUAGUUAUGAUACACUGACCACAGAGAGCAGCAAUAAGCAAAACAAAAUGUUGAGAGCUUUUGCCUUGGAAAUUAGCGAAUCUUUUAAAUCAAUGUGUUAUUGCUUUCCCCUACAAAACUAAUAGAAAAGUAGAUGGCAUUUUAGAGAAACCGUUUUUAAUGAGUCCACAUCUGAGAUUUAAUUCAAUGUAAUAUUUAUUUAGUAAGAAGACUUUUCAUGUUUCUGGAUGUUGGACUGUGUUACCUUUUUGAAUCUUGCCUUUUUGAUUACUUGGUAUUGUAGAUGAAAUUGAACUUGGUAGGGUGGGGGAAUGAGAAGGGGAACGUGUUUUGUUUGUCAUUUGUGUUUUUAUCUUUUUGGGUGAUGUUUAUGUUUUUUUUGAUGGGGUGUGUCUUUUUCACAUUUGAUAAACAAACAGAAAAAACAUAGACUUAUGAUUGUGCAAAAAAACGAAUUGCAGCCUUGUAAAAGAACGUAGGCAAAAGUUCAGCGAGUUGGGGGUGUAAAAUAAGAUGACUACGUGUGUAUGUUUGCACCUCGCUCUUUGAAAGGAAACAACCUGGGCACUUUCAAUUGUAAUUUACUUCACCAAAGAUUGUGAAAUAGUACAUUGUUGAAAUCAUGUAUCUCUUUAACCCAGGACACAAGUGACUCUGCAAACCAGAUUGCAGUUUGGAUAGUGUGCCUUUUUUGUACAAUAAGGUUCAGUUUUCAUAGGUAAUAGUACAGUACGGACACACACAAGCAUGAAGUGCAACAAAUUAAUUUCACACAUAAAAAUGCAUCAUGGGUAUGAAUACGUUGAAAAGAAAGAACAUUUAAACUACUAUAGGUGAGCGUUACAACCUUCUUAAAAGAACAAUUCAGAUAAUGUUUUGAUCUUAGUGGAUUAAAGUAGGCUUAUAUUUCAUUAUGGUAUCCUCCAGUAAGCCUGGGAUUCGACCUGGUGGUCAGUGAGAGCAGUUAUCUACCUCAGAGUUUUCUUUCUCCUCUGUAGUAGGUCGGGUUAGCAGGUCCAGCCCCACCUUCCAGACCAAAUGCCACGCUCAGGAGCUGGCCACAUACAGUUGUUUCCUUAUAGGUCGUUUUGAAUACUUUUUGAUUUCCUUCAAACCUAUUUUUUUUAAUGAUGUAUUAGUGUAAUCAUUUGAGUAGGCAACUACAUGUUCCUACUCAUGUUCAAACAUCCAGUUUCAUAGUUUAAGCUGCUUUUAUGGCAAUAAAUACCAGAGGCUGAAAAUUGUUUAAACAAUGACAACAAAGCAUGGGGUUAACUGGAUCUGUUCUCCUUGUCUCCAACAUGUUUGUUGCUUUGUCGAGGGUCUAGACAGACUCACAGCAGCAUUUCCUCUAUAGUUAACUUGGAUGUGCAACCAAUGUAAAGGGCUGCUGUGAUUAUACUUGAGAUUUCUGUGUAAUGCCUAAGACUGAGAAGUAAUACUGUCUUGUGAGGUGAAUGCUGCUAGUGGCGUCUGAACCAAAUGCCAUAGUAUCUGGGUCAAGAGUUGCAGAAGUGCACAUAAGAAAACAUGCUCAUAUAAGUUACCACCAUGUUGAACAGUCAUUAAGUUAUAUGAAAAAAGUUCUAAUUUAUGAAGAUUGUUGUACAGACAGCUUGAGAAAAUAAGAGAUUUUCAUAGAGCUAUAUGAAAGUUUAGUGUUUUAUUAUUUUUUUUAAACUUGUGCCACACAAUUGCCAGUGGUAACUUGUAUGUACAGUUUAAAGGAAUCUUUUUGUGGUGUUUGUUAAAGCCAAAGACUUUUGUUUUUCAGUAGAAUGUUGCCUAAAGUUUAUUAUUUUCCUUUCUUUGACAUUUUUGAAUAAAACCUUUUAAAAUUUUCAACUUUUAA
This is a messenger RNA of Gymnodraco acuticeps, 3754 nucleotides long. It is a transcript of the gene rbms1b, whose product is annotated as RNA-binding motif, single-stranded-interacting protein 1. Gene Ontology annotation, molecular function: mRNA 3'-UTR binding; poly(A) binding; poly(U) RNA binding. The record is from RefSeq and is a predicted model, not a curated record. Lineage: Eukaryota; Metazoa; Chordata; Actinopteri; Perciformes; Bathydraconidae. The transcript is spliced from 13 exons. Bases 264 to 1391 code for a protein of 375 amino acids. Gene Ontology annotation, cellular component: cytosol; nucleus; ribonucleoprotein complex.